This is a messenger RNA of Erpetoichthys calabaricus (reedfish), 1500 nucleotides long. RefSeq names its product general transcription factor II-I repeat domain-containing protein 2-like. The record is from RefSeq and is a predicted model, not a curated record. The transcript has a single exon. Bases 1 to 1500 code for a protein of 499 amino acids. NCBI's taxonomy places the organism in Eukaryota, Metazoa, Chordata, Cladistia, Polypteriformes, Polypteridae.
AUGGCUAAAAGAAAAAAAGAUGAGGAGUAUCGUACUUUUCAGCAGGAAUGGACAGAGGAAUUCGCCUUUGUGGAGAGAGCAGGUUCUGCAUCUGCAGUGUGUCUAAUAUGCAAUGAUAAAAUUGCAUCGAUGAAACGGUCAAAUAUAAAGCGGCACUUCGACACACGCCAUACUACAUUUGCAUUGAAAUAUCCUGCGGGGGACAGCAGGAAGAAAGCAUGUCAAGAGCUACUGUGCAGAGUGCAAGUUAGUCAGCAGCAACUCUCUGUUUGGACCCAACAAGGUGACUGGAAUUUGGCUAGCUUUGCUGGUGCUUUAGCAAUUGUGAGAAACGGAAAGCCAUUCACAGAUGGGGAGUAUGCCAAAACAUUCAUGCUUGAUGUUGCCAAUGAACUUUUUGACGACGUUUCGGAUAAAGACAAGAUAAUCAAACGAAUAAAAGACAUGCCUCUGUCGGCAAGAACUGUUCACGAUCGUACCAUCAUGAUGGCAAAUCAAAUUGAGGCAACACAAGUGAAGGACAUAAAUGCAGCACCAUUCUUUUCUCUCGCUUUGGAUGAGUCAACAGACGUAAGCCAUUUAUCCCAGUUCAGCAUGAUUGCAAGGUAUGCUGUCGGUGACACACUACGUGAGGAAAGUCUUGCUGUUUUGCCUAUGAAAGGGGCAACAAGAGGGGAGGAUUUAUUCAAGUCUUUCACUGAGCUCGCUAAAGAAAAAAAUCUACCGAUGGAUAAACUUAUUUCGGUGUGUACUGAUGGUGCUCCGUGCAUGGUGGGGAAAAACAGAGGAUUCGUAGCACUUCUUCGUGAACAUGAAAAGAGACCCAUCCUAAGUUUUCACUGCAUCCUACAUCAGGAGGCGCUUUGUGCUCAUAUGUGUGGCGAGAAGCUUGGUGAGGUGAUGUCGCUGGUCAUUCGGGUGGUCAACUUUAUUGUUGCCCGAGCUUUAAAUGAUCGCCAGUUUAAAACACUGCUGGAUGAAGUUGGGGAUAAUUAUCCUGGUCUGCUUCUGCACAGCCGUUUCGCGGCUUGUCUGAGCGAAAUCCUGACUUUUCUUGAAAUGAAAAACGUCGAGCAUCCUGAGUUAGCUAACACUGAGUGGCUCCUGAAGUUCUACUAUCUCGUGGACAUGACUGAACAUCUGAACCAGCUCAAUGUGAAAAUGCAAGGUGUUGGAAAUACAGUCUUAUCCCUUCAACAAGCAGUGUUUGCAUUUGAAAACAAGCAAGAACUUUUCAUCACCAACAUUGAAACAGGUCGUUUACUACACUUUGAAAAACUGGGAGAGUUUAAAGAUGCAUGCACAGCAAGUGACCCUGCUCAACAUCUUGAUCUUCAGCAGCUAGCGGGCUUCACAUCUAAUCUCCUACAGUCAUUCAAAGCGCGCUUUGGAGAAUUUCGUGAGCGCACUCGUCUUUUUAAGUUCAUCACCCAUCCACACGAGUGUGCAGUGGACAGCGCCGACCAGUUACUUCCCCGGUGUCUCCGUCAGAGAUUUUGA